AUCAAGUCGAGUGCGAAGAUGGCCCGCUUGUGUUUGACUAAUUCAAGAGAGAUGAGGGGAACAGUGAAGCGCUGAUGAUGGUGGUGAUGAUCUCUUUGAGCUAAAUGACGAUUCUUCCUUUUGGUCGCAGGGCCAGCGUCUAGAACAAAGAGACGAAGGAGAAAAGAAAGGCUUGUAACCAUUUUUCUAAUGUGUGAGUGCGUGCCGUCAGUCAAAAAAGAAGUGUUGGAACAUUGACGCGGCUGGCCAGCCAGUCAAGCGCGCACACGUGGCAGAAUAUGGGGCUUCCAUCUUGCCUCGGAUCGACGGCCGAUACGCUUGCGGUCCACCACACAAUUCAUUCCUUUCAUUCAUUCUCGUAAAGUAAUGUCCUCGCAUUUUCUUCGCUAAAGCUGUUCUACAUUUUCUAGGGCUGGGCAAAAGGCAGGGCGAGGCGCACGGGUCGAUCGAGCUACGGGAGCUCUCUUUGCGGGCGCCGGGAGCUCUCCCGCGGGCAAUGCAGUGUUCUUGGAAUUGAGGUAGGGUUUUGCGGCAGCCGGGAGCUUCCGGGUGGGAAAUUUCGGCUCGCGCGACGCUGGAAGUCCAGAAUGAGGCGCUGGAGGGAUUGCUAGGAUGGACAGCUCCUCGGACUGGAUAACGUGAGGUGAAAAUGCGGGGAAAUUUGUGAUGCUGCUCGAGGAGUAAGCGGGAAGAUCCAGCAGGAGAUAGCAUGAGGUGCCUGGAGUAGUGGAAGGAGGGGGAAGAAAUGUUGAACAAGGGGCUGUUUGGAUGGUCUCCACCUCACAUCCAGCCACUGACGCCAGUGUCCGAGGUCUCGGAGCCGCCAGAGUCGCCUUCGCCUUACUUGGAUGCUGGGGGUGAUGCUAUACCCGUGGAUGACGAUGUUCUAGAGGAUGAAGAGGAUAUAGAUUUCUCCCCAGUGGCAGUCUCGUUUUUCAAGCUUUUCGUGUAUGCUGGAACUUGGGACUGGGUGCUUAUGAUCCUUGGGACACUCGCAUCGGCUGUUCACGGUGCUGCGCUGCCGGUUUACCUCCACUUCUUUGGGAAAAUCCUCAAUUGCUACCGGCACAGAACGAGUCAAGCGCGAGUAUACGAUGAUCUCACGCAGUAUGUCCUGGAUAUUCUUUACAUUGCGGGAGCUGUUUUGCUGGCUGGAUGGAUACAGGUCUCUUGCUGGCUCUUGACUGCGGAGAGGCAAUCUUCUGUAAUGCGGUCAAAAUAUCUGCAAGUUUUGCUCAAUCAAGACAUGGGGUUUUUUGAGAGUUAUGCAAGCAAUGGAGAUAUUGUGAGCCAAGUUUCGAACGAUGUUCUGUUUAUCCAGUAUACUAUUGGGGAAAAGGUCAGCCAUUAUGUGCAUAACAUGGCUACAUUCGUCGGGGGUCUUGUAGUAGGAUUUUUGAACUGCUGGCAGAUAGCUCUCUUGACGCUAGCGACUGGACCUUUAAUAGUUGUUGCUGGAGCCAUCUCCAACAUUUUCUUGCAUAAGCUUGCUGAAAGCGUUCAAGAUGCCUACUCUGAAGCUGCGAGUAUCGCUGAACAGGCUAUUGCAUAUGUCCGAACUAUAUAUGCUUUUGCGAAUGAAACUUUGGUGAAGCACUUGUAUGCAAGCGCUCUUCAGACUACACUUGGAUAUGGCGUUCAAAUCAGUCUUGUCCAAGGCGUUGGUCUUGGCUUUAUCUACGGUCUAGCUAUCUGUUCUUGCGCUCUUCAAUUGUGGUUUGGUCGAAUACUUGUUGGAAAAGGAGAUGCCAACGGUGGUGAAGUUAUCGUGGCAGCCUUCGCAAUCAUUUUAAGCGGACUAGGGUUGAACCAGGCAGCAACAAAUUUCCCGGCUUUUGAACAGAGCAAGAUUGCAGCUUAUAGACUCUAUGACGUGAUUGAAAGGACAAUCGCUAACACUCAACAGGGAAAUAUUCUUGCUAACGUUCAAGGAAGUUUGGAGCUCAAGCAUGUCUAUUUCAGCUAUCCUUCGCGCCCCGAUGUACCCAUAUUGAGUGGCUUGUAUCUCCAAGUAGCUCCAAAGAAAACCAUGGCUUUGGUUGGAAGCAAUGGUGCUGGGAAAAGUAGCAUUCUAUCACUAAUUCUUCGCUUUUAUGAUCCAACUUUAGGCGAGGUGCUUUUGGACGGUGAAAACGUACGAAACCUUCAAAUGACGUGGCUGAGAAGUCAGAUUGGGUUAGUGAGUCCCGAGCCUGCGCUGCUUGCGUCUAGCAUCAAAGACAACAUUCUUUAUGGCCGAUCAAACGCAAGCAUGGAUGACGUCGAGGAGGCUGCGAAGACUGCUCAUGCUCAUGCAUUUAUCAGCUCGCUACCUUUCGGAUACAAUACACUGCUUGGCGAUGGAGGGAUAACUUUGUCAGAAGAAAUGAAGCUAAAGCUAGCCAUCGCUAGAGCCGUCUUAAAGAAUCCACCCAUCCUACUACUUGACGAAGCUACCAGUAAUCUUGAUCCACAGGCCGAACGGAACGUGCAAGAGGCCCUUGACAUACUGAUACUUGGUCGGACGACACUCGUAAUCGCUCACCGCCUGGCUAAUAUCCGGAAUGUGGAUGUAAUCGCUGUUAUUGAAGAAGGCCAGCUUGUUGAGCUUGGUACUCACGAUGAAUUGAUGGCUGCCGAUGGAACGUACGCAGAACUAAUUCGCCUUGAGGAGACGGCAAGAGUUGUUCCUUGGAACAAGAAAAGCUUCAGAGAAACAGCUCAUACCUCCUCUCCUCGAUUGAUACGCUCUUCUUCCGUCGCAGCGCAGAAUGGACAACGCUACGCGGAGUUUAGUAGCGUUCACAGCUCACCGCCUCAAAUUCCAAGUCCAUCAUCUGAAGACAAAGAAUCCGUAACGUUUGGCAGCGGAACGGCGGAAGGAGAAAAAAAUCCGCAACACCCGCCACCGCUGGAUAUUCACAACUUCCAACAAAUACCUUUCAAGUCUGAUCCGGAAUCUCCCGUGUCGCCGCUCCUGACAUCUGACCCCAAGAACGAGAGAUCUCACUCGAAGACAUUCAGCAGAUCCAUCUCGCAGCUGGUAGAGCUGGAAUCGACGAGCAUUAUCCCCGAGACUCCUGGGAACAAUGAGAAGCCAAGCUACUGGAGGCUCAUACAACUGAGUGGACCUGAAUGGUGUUAUGCCUUUGUCGGAAGCAUCGGUGCGGCGUUUUUUGGCUCCUUCAAUCCGUUAAUGGCCCUUUUCGUCGUUCAAACUGCUCAGUACUACUAUCACGCGCAGGACCACCGCAGUAAACGUGAGAUAAACAAGUGGUGCUUGCUUGUGACUGGUAUGGGAUUAGCGACGGUUUUCGUCAACUUCCUGCAACACUUUUACUUCGGCAUCAUGGGAGAAAAAAUGACUGAACGAGUUCGAAGGCUAAUGUUCUCAGCAAUUUUACGCAACGAGAUCGGGUGGUUUGAUCAAGACGAUAAUAGUACCGAGGCCCUGUCGAUUCAGCUGGCGAAUGAUGCUACUUUUGUUCGGGCAGCCUUUAGCAACCGGCUCUCAAUUAUCAUCCAAGACACCGCUGCUGUUGUCGUGACUGUUUUAUUGACGACCUUGCUCCAGUGGCGUUUGGGAACAGUUGCAAUUGCUACCAUUCCUCUGCUUAUAGUCUCAGCUAUUUUCCAGAAAAUGUGGGUGAUGGGAUUUUCUGGGAACAUUAGAGAAUGGCAUACGAAAGCUUCCGUAGUCAUUGAGGACGCAGUCAGGAAUAUAUGCACCAUCGCAUCCUUCUCUGCUGGAGAUAAAGUCGUUCAGCUGUACAAGAACCAACUCGCGAGACUCCAGGCCCGAAGUUUUAUCCGUGGUCAGGUCACAGGGAUCGCCUUCGGCAUUUCUCAGUUCCUUCUGUUUGCAUCCAACGCUUUCGUUCUCUGGUACGGGACCGAGAUAUUGAAAAGGCACGACGGGAGGCUCACCGAAGUCUUGAAGGCAUUCACCGUGUUCUCGUUCGCAACGUUUGCGCUGGUGGAGCCUUUCUGUCUGGCACCUUACAUCCUCAAGAGACGGGAAUCACUGAGGCCCGUGUUUCAGAUAAUUGACAGGAAACCAACAAUCGAGUCCGACGAUGGUGACGGCCUGAAGCUUCCAAACAUCUUUGGUACCAUAGAGUUUCGUGGCGUCGAGUUCAGAUAUCCGACGAGGCCAGACGCAGUUAUACUCAACGAUUUCAAUCUCAAGGCAACGGGUGGACAGACGGUGGCAGUCGUGGGACUCUCAGGAUCCGGCAAGAGCACAGUCAUCUCUCUGAUCGAGCGGUUUUACGACCCCGUAGCCGGCUCGGUGACACUGGACGGAAAGGACCUCAAGGCUUUCAACCUGCGGUGGCUUCGCAGCAACAUGGGCCUGGUACAGCAAGAGCCGGUUCUAUUCUCCACCACCAUUCGAGAGAAUAUCAUCUACGCCAAGCGCAACGCAACCGAGGCCGAGAUGAAGGAGGCUGCCCGAAUAGCAAACGCUCACCAGUUUAUCAGCGGGCUGCCUCACGGAUACGACACGCACAUCGGCAUGCGAGGGGUGGAGCUCACCGCCGGACAGAAGCAACGAAUCGCCAUCGCGAGAGUUGUGCUCAAGAACGCUCCCAUCUUGCUGCUGGACGAGGCAAGCUCCGCGGUGGAGAGUGAGUCGAGCCGGGUGGUACAGGAGGCGUUGGACACGCUCAUUCUGGGGAACAAGACCACCAUCGUUAUAGCUCACAGGAUUGCGAUGCUCAAGCGGGUGGACAAAGUGGCGGUGCUUCACGACGGCCGGAUUGUGGAAGAAGGAGCUCACAACGUUCUCAUGGAAAGAGGCGGCCUCUACUCGCGGUUUAUCAUGUCACACAUGUCCAAGCCGAUGAGGCAGCACACGGUUUCCAGCUACGGUGGUUAAUCGAUCGGUUCUUCCCGGGGGCGCGAGAGAAGUUUUCCAGGAACUCGGGAGGAAAAAGAAGAGGGGACGCGACGCUGUACAUAAGGAAAGAAAGAAGAACGAACGAGACAACGAAGAACAACGAGAACGAACGAGACAACGAGAUUCCAGCGAAAGCUUUCAAGAAAAAGAAAAGAACUGUAAGAUACUCCAAUUUUUUUGACUAUACUGGUACUAGCUUUCACUUCUUAGAGCUGUGUUUUUUGGGCAUUUACGAGCUGACCUUCCAGGGAAAUAAUAAUCGAUUGGCAUUGUUUUUCA
This is a messenger RNA of Selaginella moellendorffii, 5158 nucleotides long. Its product is annotated as ABC transporter B family member 20. Lineage: Eukaryota; Viridiplantae; Streptophyta; Lycopodiopsida; Selaginellales; Selaginellaceae. Bases 746 to 4858 code for a protein of 1370 amino acids. The record is from RefSeq and is a predicted model, not a curated record. Gene Ontology annotation, biological process: transmembrane transport. Gene Ontology annotation, cellular component: membrane. Gene Ontology annotation, molecular function: ATP binding; ABC-type transporter activity; ATP hydrolysis activity. The transcript has 12 exons.